Messenger RNA from Puccinia graminis f. sp. tritici CRL 75-36-700-3, 1643 nucleotides. RefSeq lists its product as uncharacterized. The record is from RefSeq and is a predicted model, not a curated record. The transcript is spliced from 6 exons. Lineage: Eukaryota; Fungi; Basidiomycota; Pucciniomycetes; Pucciniales; Pucciniaceae. Bases 74 to 1483 code for a protein of 469 amino acids.
UCCACUCUCUCGUCUGACGCUUCGAACAUUAUUCCUCUUCAACCUUUCAAUUCACCUCGCCUUCUCUACACGGAUGCCGUUUGGUCCUAUGUCAGAGCUUACUGGCUCUGCUGCGAUCAUUGACAAAAUACUCUCUCCUGGAAAUCCGAGGAAUCCUGCACCCUCUUCAACCUCAGUCCCGACUAAGACCACCAACUCCACGACAACUAGGAAGUCGAAUAAGGAUGGAUCGAUGCCUGAUUACUACGGCUCAACAUGUUCAAUUUCCUUCACGAGGAGAUCUAACAAUCAGCCUCGAAGUCUGCAAGAAAGGAUUUCUAGGCGCGCUCUAGAUCCCUCAAGAGAGGAUGAACGAAGUGCUUUGUUUUUGACUGAAGCUGCUGAGAAAUGCGUGGACUCAUCAAGAACAUGGGGUGCGACUGCAGGGUAUCCUUUGGGGGUGGGUGUCUGUUAUUCCGUCGGUUACAUCGAUGAGCCAAAAUCAACUGUUGGUGGACAAAUCAAUGUCUUCAGACUUGGAACAGUUUCUGAAUUGAGUAGAAUCAGCGGAAUGGAUGCCGAUGAGCUGGAAGAAAGCACCCGGCUUGAACUCUCUUUCUUAUCGCAAAACGCACCGAGCGGCUCUGCAGAAUAUUCCAAGUCAAGUAUUGAAGGCGCCUUGCGUUUCUCCCAGGCGCCAUGGGCCCCUUUUGAUGAUCCUCAGCAUCUCAUAAAUCCUACGAAUCCACAGUUCACUGCGUCCUACGGGGAUACAGAAAUGGUACUUAUCGGGUCCUUUCAUUUGAACUUGAUGGAUGCUUAUGUUCCCAAGGCCUCAAGAAUCAGGAAGCGCGAUAAUGUUGACCGUGUGUCGGCCUUGAGCCCAUCUGGUGCCAGACUUGUCCGCCGAGAGACACCAAUCCUAGAGUCGCAUUUCUUUGAUCUCAGCGAUCAUCCCACAAAACGAUCACCGCUCGCUGGAACACAUCCAUGGGGGUUAUUCAAGCGACAAGCAGUGGCUCCAAUUUCAUCGGAUUCAGAAUUCAGCUCUGAUACCGCUUGCUCGGAUGCUGGCCUGUCUGCGAACAGCUUUUUCUCUGGUGACGGAAAAGAAGCCCUACCCCCUAUUGAAGACCGACGCAAGUCCUUCGUGUCUCCAUCCACAACAGCCCCUCUCAUUCCCCCAUCCCCCUUUUUAUCCCCAGCUCAACGGGAGGCCAACGCAACUUACGCGGUGCCUUCAACAUUCAUGGCAGCAAACUCUCUCCUUGCGGCAUCAGGAAUCAACUUCAAUGUAACCGCAUACCAGUUGCCUGGUCGAUAUUUGAUGGUCCUUCCAGUCGGGCUCAUUAUCUACGGUGCAUUAUCCCUCAUCGGCUUUCUCACGGUGAUGGCCGUGACCUAUGAACGCAAACAGUAUCGAGAUCAGUUUCGCAAGCGGAAGAAAGAGCAGCAGGGCCUUCCCUCCGGCGACUUUGAUAACUUCUCCGAUAGACGGGUCUAGACCGUCGCAGUCCAAAUAUCAGAUCAUCAGCAAGUCUUCAUCAAUAUCUUCUCAGCUCUCUCGGCCUUUGUCCAAAGUCUGCAACAAAAGACAUUCCCCUCUUGAUGUUCAUUCUGAUUCGAUCUCCCAUACAAUCUUCUUCUCCACUUAUCAUUAUUAA